AUGGCAGAAGAGGGAGAAGUGAUCAGUAUCCACAGCGUGGAGGAUUGGAGGAAACAUAUGGAGAAGGGAAAUACUUCCAAUAAACUGAUUGUUGUUGAUUUGACUGCUACUUGGUGUGGCCCAUGCCGUUUAAUUAGCCCAGUUUUUGAAGAGUAUGCUAAAGAGUUUCUAAAUGUGACCUUCCUUAAGGUUGACGUGGAUGAAUUGAAGACUGUUACUCAGGAGUGUGAAAUUAAAGCUAUGCCAACAUUCCUGUUCUUGAAAAAAGGGGAGCAAGUGGACAAACUUGUGGGUGGUAACAAGAAUAAACUUCAAUUGAAAAUAGCCAAGCAUGCUUAA
Messenger RNA from Vicia faba (fava bean), 339 nucleotides. The record is from the annotation of a GenBank genome assembly. NCBI's taxonomy places the organism in Eukaryota, Viridiplantae, Streptophyta, Magnoliopsida, Fabales, Fabaceae.